This is a messenger RNA of Anoplopoma fimbria (sablefish), 2448 nucleotides long. RefSeq names its product glutathione synthetase (gene gss). Gene Ontology annotation, molecular function: ATP binding; glutathione synthase activity; glutathione binding. Bases 216 to 1646 code for a protein of 476 amino acids. The record is from RefSeq and is a predicted model, not a curated record. Lineage: Eukaryota; Metazoa; Chordata; Actinopteri; Perciformes; Anoplopomatidae. The transcript has 13 exons. Gene Ontology annotation, cellular component: cytosol. Gene Ontology annotation, biological process: glutathione biosynthetic process.
GACGAGCCAAUAGGAGGCACGCUUCCUGACUGAUAAGCACCGAGGGCUAUGGAAUCCGAGUGGCUUUGGGCUGUCAUUCAUUACAGGACGCUAAGUUAUAGCAUUACAUAGGGCAGUGCUCUUUAAAAGGUGAUAUUUAUUGUCUGGUCCACACAGACCGACACAUUGUGCUGCUGAGACCUGUGGAGGGGAGCGACACACGGACGGCGUGAAGAAUGGCCCAGGGGAUACCAGACGAGAUCAUGAUGGAUGCUACGCUGAUAGAGGACUUUGCAGAGGUGGCAAAAGAUGUAGCACUUCUGCAGGGUGUCCUCAUGAGGAUCCAAGAGUCCUCCAACUCAUCAGAGCUGGUGACGUAUGCUCCGUUCACUCUCUUCCCCACACCUGUGCCUAAGGCUGUGUUCCUCCAGGCUCUGGCAGUGCAAACACACUACAACACGCUGGUGGACAAGAUCAGCCAAGAUCCAGACUUUCUGCAAGAGGCACUAACCAGCACCAUUGAAGUGGACGAUUUCACCGCAAGGUUGUUCAGGAUCCAUCAACAAAUCCUAACAGAAGGAAGGGCUCAGUCCAUUGUGUUGGGUCUCAACCGGUCCGACUACAUGCUGGACCAGGGGGAGGACGGGUCGUCGUCUCUGAAGCAAAUUGAAAUCAACACCAUUGCUGCCAGUUUCGGUGGUCUCUCGUCACGCACGGCAGAUGUUCACCGACAUGUCCUCAAGGUGGCUGGGAAACUGGAGGAGAGCCAGCGGAUCCUUGACAACAAUCCUGCCUCUGGUCUGGCCAGGGCUGUUGCCAAAGCCUGGGAGCUCUAUGGAUCAGAGAGAGCAGCCGUCAUGUUCUUGGUGGAGGAGAGCCAAAGGAACAUCUUUGAUCAGCGAUACAUAGAGAGCGAACUGUGGAAGAGGAACAUUCCCACAAUAAGAAAGCGGUUCGACGAUGUUUGUAAAACAGGGUCCCUUGAUCAGGACAAGAAGCUAUUUGUUGGUGGCCAAGAGGUUGCAGUGGUGUACUUCAGGAACGGCUACAUGCCUCAGAACUACAUUUCGGAACAGACUUGGGACGCUCGUCUCCUGAUGGAGCGCUCCCUGGCCGUGAAAUGUCCAGAUAUCAGCACCCACCUCGCUGGAACCAAGAAGGUCCAGCAGGUGCUCGCCAGACCCGGAGUCCUGGAGAGGUUUUUCCCCGACCAGCCCCGAGUGGUGGAGCAGAUCAGAGCGACGUUCGCCGGCCUCUACACUCUAGACAUGGGCCCAGAGGGUGACAAAACGGUGGAAAUGGCUUUGGCAGCACCGGACCGGUUUGUCCUGAAGCCCCAGCGAGAAGGAGGAGGGAACAACAUCUAUGGAUCGGAGAUCUGCCGGGUCCUGCACGGAGCGGAGGGGAGCACGGAGAGGACGGCCUACAUUCUGAUGGACAAAAUCCACCCCGCCCCCGUACGGAACUACCUGCUGAGACGAGACGCCCCUCUCAAAAUCAGUAACUGCCUCAGUGAGCUGGGAGUGUUUGGAACAUAUGUCAGGCAAGGUAAAGACAUGGUGAUGAACGAGUGCGCGGGCCAUCUGCUGAGGACCAAGAGUUCCGAGCACUCGGACGGAGGCGUGGCAGCGGGAGUGGCCGUGCUCGACAACCCCCUUCUCGUCUGAGAACUCGGGGCUUCUUCUUAAAAUGUUUCCUCCAACAGACAAAUGCACAAUUACACUUAAUCGGAAUCAUCAUAUGUGUGUGAUGCAGAGCUGCGUAGUCUGAAGACGAAGCCUCCGUUCCUCCAGGAUUCCUCCUGCUGUUGGACGUGAUGCAGGAGACGGAUGUCUUUGUGUCGUCUCUAGUGUAGCUCAGUGGCAUUAACCCACAUCAGUGGUUCCAAAAGGGUUCACGAUAACAGGUUUCUUAUAGUUUUUUUGGUAUCAUGAUCCAAACUGAAGCCGAUAUCUUUCACUUUUGAUAUUUUGAUAAAAAAAAUCCUCACUGUCACUCUUUUAGGGGCAUGGUGACUUUUUUUUUUCCUGGACCAGUCUUUGAUGUACUGUUUUAUUUUAAAUCUGCAUUGACAGCAGCCCAAUAUUGGAAAUAUAAGUGUUCAAUUUCUGACUGUAUGUAAUUUGGGAAAUUUGAUCUUAUCAUGUGUUUGUUUUUAAGAAAAUAGUUUACGGUUACUUCAUUUUGACUGAUUAAACUUUUGGAGAGCAGGUUUGCCCUGGAUUUAUGAAAUAUGCAUAACUCUUGACAAUAAAACCUUGAUCGCAAAAGGUAGAAGGGUGAAGCCGAUGGUGAAUGGGCGGUAACGGGUAAAGUUUGGAGAAGAAGAAAAUAAAUGUAUUUAGCUGCUUUUUGAUGUUCUCCAUCAACCGAUUGCCUUUAUCAUAACUGUAUUUAUCACUUGAACUAUGCCGAGUGCUGCUCAUUUUUACGACUGAGACAAGCAACUAAUAAAAGAUUUGUACCAUC